Molecule: messenger RNA, 363 nt
Organism: Paramecium pentaurelia
Lineage: Eukaryota; Ciliophora; Oligohymenophorea; Peniculida; Parameciidae
Source: the annotation of a GenBank genome assembly
AUGAAAUACAGUUUAAGCAUUUAUGCUUGGUAUUUUUAUUGUCCUGUUUUUGAUGAUAAAAUAUCACAAAAUACUAGUAUAGCUAAUAGAAUUAUUUUUUAAAUUAUUUAUGAAACAUAAACAGUUAUUAGAUUUUUAGUUAAUGAUGGACAUAUCAGAGAUGUCUAGGUUAUUAAAGAUACUAUUAAACCUCCUUAUGAAUUCAUUAAAGAAUUAAUAUAAGAACAUCAUAAAUGGCUUUUUUAAUUUAUGUUAAAAUACAAGAAAAUGUUGUAAAAUAUGAUACAUAAUUAUUCAAAAAUUUCCUGUAAUAUAUUUCUAAAUCAAACUUAUAAUAUCUUUCUUAUUUAUAAAGGACAUUGA